Messenger RNA from Racocetra persica, 675 nucleotides. NCBI's taxonomy places the organism in Eukaryota, Fungi, Glomeromycota, Glomeromycetes, Diversisporales, Gigasporaceae. The record is from the annotation of a GenBank genome assembly.
AUGGACAAAUCAGCAAAUUCAACCGUUGCAAAUGCGUCCCUGACACAGAAUACCACUGCGACGACAAUUUUACCGUCUGCACAUUUUCCAACACCAAGCCCUCGCUCACCCUCCAACUCAUCAGACCAUACUGGAACAACGUCUUCAUAUGAUUUUUUAUAUGAGCUUGUGCAAAAACGUAUAACGACUUUUUCAUAUUUGAAACGAGUUCAUGAAGGAAGGAUACAUUGGUUUAACACCGUAUGUUUAAGCAAAGAAGAUCUGGGAAUGAUGUACGAAAAUGUCAGAAUGAAGAAACGCACAGGAAACUUUUUUAUUCUCGGUUGUUCAUUGGCAUCAAUACUUGAUAUAAGUAACCCACAAGACUACGUCAAAGCCUUGAACGUGAUGCUACAAGAAUUUGAAUAUCAUACCAAUGAUCACUCGAAACAAAAAAUGAAAAUAUUUUUUAGGAAAUCAAAGAUAACAAAACAUGAUGAUUCAUCAUUUCAAGAAAGUGGAGAAUACACAUACCUUUUUGUGCCAAAUAUACCUUUCGAUUUGGAUUAUUUUCAGACAUUCUAUACAUUGUGUGACAUGCUUGUCGAAGUAUACAACAAAUUACUGAUAGGGACGUCCAAUAUGGUGGCGGCCAAUUUUAUAGAAAGUGUGCUAAAAGCUGAUGGAAAAUUUAAG